Messenger RNA from Lotus japonicus, 981 nucleotides. RefSeq names its product putative 3,4-dihydroxy-2-butanone kinase. NCBI's taxonomy places the organism in Eukaryota, Viridiplantae, Streptophyta, Magnoliopsida, Fabales, Fabaceae. The record is from RefSeq and is a predicted model, not a curated record. Bases 1 to 981 code for a protein of 326 amino acids. Gene Ontology annotation, molecular function: glycerone kinase activity. Gene Ontology annotation, biological process: glycerol catabolic process. The transcript is spliced from 2 exons. Gene Ontology annotation, cellular component: cytosol.
AUGACCAAUUUUUUAGAUGUUGUUUACCCGGGUAGUGGGGAUAUGGACCAUGACCAGCAUCAAGUCAUGGACCAAAACCAACCUAUCAACGAUAUACUUACAACAACCUUUCAACAUAUUAUCUCUAAGGACUAUUAUGGGGUUUCGUUUAGUGGAGGUUCUAGAGUUAUUGCUUUGGUCAAUGGAUUAGGUUCAACUCCUUUGAUUGAGGUGAUGAUCAUAGCUGGCAAAGCAACUUUAGUGUUAGAGAAAAAACAUGGAUUGACUUUAGACAUUCUCUAUGCUGGUUCCUUCAUGACCACUCUUGAAAAGAGUGGUUUCUCCAUUUCUAUUAUCCGAUCUGAUCCAUACAUUCUUCGGAGGAUUGUUUUCCGAACAAGUGCUCCUUCUUUGCCAUAUUUUGACAUUGAUUUUCGUUAUAAAGCUUCUUGUCCAGAAAUUAUACCGGAAUCCCCAUUGGUGAAUUUCUACAAGAAUCUAGAAGUUGUAGGAAAUCUCACCAAUGAAGGUCUUCGAAUGAAAUUAAUUGUGAACAAUGUUUGUACGGGUGCUAUUGAACUAAAGGAGCAGUUAGAUGAGUUUGAGAAGAUACUUGGGGAUGGUGAUAUAUGUGGCAGCAAUUUGUGCAGAGUGGCUCAAAUUGUGAAGAUGAGUUGGAACUGUGGUGUUGCUGCUUUGAAAAAGUACUAUAGAUUUGCAGUUGGUUGCAGAACAGCCCUCGAUGCCAUUCUUCCUACUGUGACGGUUCUCCAAGAGGAGUUGGUAUCUGGAUCUUAUCCUGAUAUUGUUUUCAGAAAAUAUGUGGACGCAGCAAUGAAGGGUGCAAAAUAUACCCAAUUUAUGCUAUCAAAGGUUGGGAUGAUUUCUCCUGAAAUUCAGAAGCUAACUCCAGAUCCUGGGGAUAUUUGCGUAGCUGAAUUGUACAACUCUAUUGUAGUGGCGGCUCUGGCACGUUCCUCUAGUGGUAAUGAUUCCUCUUAA